Arabis nemorensis is the source of this 681-nucleotide messenger RNA. The record is from the annotation of a GenBank genome assembly. NCBI's taxonomy places the organism in Eukaryota, Viridiplantae, Streptophyta, Magnoliopsida, Brassicales, Brassicaceae.
AUGGUUGGAUACGGACAGAACUAUCCUAGGCAAGUUCAUCACCGAGGUUCGUCGAUUGUCUCCUUUAAAGUCGAUCAAAAGUCUGUGACUUGCCGAGGUGGCUAUGCCACCUGGUACAGCCGAAAAGGAAGUGAUCCGAAUGUCUUGACUGGAGCUCUAGUUGGUGGACCAGACGCUUACGAUAACUUUGCCGACCAACGGGACAACUACGAGCAAACCGAACCAGCGACUUACAACAACGCGCCUCUUCUUGGUGUACUAGCCAGGUUAAUUUCCGGGUCGACCGGUUUUGACCAGCUGCUUCCUGGUGUAAGUCCGACUCCAAGUCCGGUUAUCAAAAAACCAGCACCAGUACCAAAAAGGAAACCGACUACACCUCCUGCUUCUUCUUCUAGUUUCGUUACCAUAUCGCAGAAGAUGACAGCCUCAUGGAGUCGCGAAGGAAAGAUGUAUUACCGAUACUCAACAAGAUUAACUAACAGAUCUUCAAAAACUUUGAAAAAUUUGAAGAUAUCAAUAACCAAGCUCUAUGGUCCAAUAUGGGGUGUGGCGAAAACUGGAAAUUCAUUCGGUUUUCCCUCAUGGAUGCAAUCGUUAUCGGCAGGUCAAAGCAUGGAAUUCGUGUAUAUCCACUCAGCUUCUCCAGCAAACGUUUUGGUUUCUAGCUAUUCAUUUGAGUGA